Molecule: messenger RNA, 6752 nt
Organism: Dinoponera quadriceps
Lineage: Eukaryota; Metazoa; Arthropoda; Insecta; Hymenoptera; Formicidae
Gene: tty
Product: protein tweety
Exons: 9
Coding region: 801-2975 (724 amino acids)
Cellular component (GO): plasma membrane
Molecular function (GO): volume-sensitive chloride channel activity; intracellularly calcium-gated chloride channel activity
Source: RefSeq, a predicted model, not a curated record
CCUCGAGUCUAUAACAAUAAGUUUGGGAUUACCAUUUUAAUCUUAUAUAACUACAAAAGAUUUCUUGAUUCUAUCGGAAAUUUAUUAUGCAGAACGGAUAUCCAGGCACCGCUCCAUUUGCCCCUUAUAAAGUUUGUCUCACUAAUUAAGUGCUUAACUGGGAAGCUGAUAUUCAGUUAAUUUAUUUGUACUCUCUUAAUAAUAAGUCGUUAAUUUAUAUCCUAAUUGCUAAAAAGUUUGUCUUUGUGACUAGAUUUUACAUCACAUUUCUCUGAUACUGCUCUUGAUUGUCGAGACAUUUAUUCAAAAACUCACGUUUACUGUUGUAUUUCUGUGAAGAAACUCGUCGGUUUCAAGACGCAAUACAGCGUCGAUAGACGCAUCUUGAGAAUCAGUUUGACACUUGUGACCGAGUAGUCAUGUUUUAUGUAUUUUAAACUGACCAUUUUGAUAUAAAAUUUAGCCUUUAUCUUUCUAUCACAUUAUGAUUUGUUUCAGUGAAUUUAACAUCCGAUUUAUAAAAACGUAAGCGUGUGUCUUAUUCCAAUCCAAACUAGACUGCAACAUGUUCCAAGCGGAUCAGAGUCAGAGGGGGACGCAUUAUAAUAGGUUUCCUUGUUAGAACGACAGCAUGGGUGCGCGAUCAUAAUACUAAUGGCGUUCAUUUAAAAUUGCAAUGCAAUUGGUGAUGACUUUACUUCCCGUUUAUAUGACGAGCGCUCGUAGCAUGUCUUGACGAGCAGGAGAGGCGCUUCGACAGGGUCUUCGGCAGGGUCUUCGGCAGAUAAGGAUUCUCCAAAAUGGCGGGCGGUCAGCAGCUUCCGGAACAAUACACGGUACCACAGCUCGCGAGGAUCUUCCACAGCCUGCCGCAUCUGAACGUCUCUCUGCAUUCGGUCAACAAUACAUUCAAUCCUCACUCUGAAAUCUAUUUGGAGAGUCUCGGGAUACUAGGAAGUAUUCCAGCAGCCUGGUUGAUCUUAACAUUGCUGGUGUUGCUAGUUUAUUUGGUAACAAGAUGUUGCGACCGGAAGCCGCGCCCCAGGAGGUCGAUAACCCUGCUGAAGUGUUCACUGGCCGUCCUGGCACUGCUCUGCAGCGGAGCAGUGGCUGUUGGUCUUUACGGCAACGAUGACGUGCACAACGGCUUAGUACAGCUCGUGGCAGCGGCUAAAAACGUCGACGGGAUCCUCAUGGGUGUGAGAAAUCAGACUGACACUAUAGAAGCCACCUUGAAGAAAAAGAUGCAGCCGCAACUAACCGCCCUCGGUGACGAAUUUGACGCCCCGGUCAGCAACAAGACGAUGCUGGGUCUGCUGUUGGUGGCGCUCAACGGCAUGAAGCAAAACACGAGCAUCGCCGUAAAUCGGAGUUUCGAGAUCCGAAAGCCUCUGAGCGGCAUCAGCCUCGCCGGGGCCAUCGGGAUGGGCGAGAAAAUCGAACAGUUGAGAUGGCCUAUCACUAUGGCGGUCUUGAGCGCUCUACUCGUCCUCUGUGUGGUUCUGGUGGUCGGUGUCGCGCGACACUCCAGAUGCGUCCUCAUAACAUUCUCCGUGUUCGGCUUGUUCGCCGUGAUCGUCUCUUGGCUCAUGGCGUCCUUAUACCUGGCCACUUCUGUAGCUCUAGGUGAUCUCUGCGUAUCGCCGGACGGCUAUCUGAGCAGAGCGGUGCCGUCGACCUUAGCCUCCGAGGUGCUCUCGUAUUACACCCACUGCGAGAACACGCGCAGCAAUCCGUUCACGCAGAGAUUGCGGGACGGUCAGCGCGCGGUAGGCAACAUGAGGCACAAUUUGAACACUGUGACUCGAUUAGCGAUAGAGCUGUUCAAAGACCAGCAACUCCAGCCGAAACUCAGCAGCCUGUCCACGGACGUUAAUACCGUGGAUAAACUCGUGUCAGGCUUAGCCACGUUGCUCGAUUGUAAGCCUCUCCACAAGCAAUACGUUCAUGCCGCUAAGAGCUUAUGCCACUUGGGACUGUAUGGAUUAACUUUUAUGCUACUAGCCAGUUUAGCCGCGGGUCUCUUUUUCACCAUACUGGUUUGGGUGGAUUCUCAUACGUGGAUAUAUAUCCGAAAGCGAAGGGAUUACCAUCAAGUCGACGAGCAAGAUCCUUACUUGCCACCGUCAGCGGCUUCGCAGGCGAUAGCAGCGCGGACCCUUCGAGGCCAAGGGUCGUACCCGCCUACAGCCCCUCCGCUUAAUUCGAAUGCUCUUGGCACUCAUAAUACGAUUAAGCAGCCUCUCUUGCUAACGCCGCCCCCACCGUCCUACGCUACUGCGACUGCUCGAGCACGUCAACUGCACGAGAGCAUGCUAAAAGGUGGGGGUGUUAAUGGGAGCGGAGGAGGCGGGGAUCACAAAUCGUCUCAGCAUAAUCAGCAAUCAACGGGCGGACGGGCUGAGCACCGUUCUGGACUCGGAGAUCAACCUGGCCAGUACGCGACUCUGAGCAAACAGUGCAAGACUCUAGAAUCGAGUAGAGAACCACCUUGGACGCCCAGCGUGGCGUCCUUCACCGGUACCCUGUCUCACAAUUCGCACGGGCCCGCUCAUCUCGCUACCUUCCAAGACUCUCGGAAGACGCAGACGCUGGACCCGAAGAACCUGACGAGUCUCAAGAGGGGCCCGACUCCGGCGUGGAAUCAGAACCGGCCGCUACCGCCGAAUCCUACGAGCCAGCCGACGUGGGAGUUCGAGUCGCGCUCGCAGACCAACAUGAAUCAGUUCCGGUCGUUAGUGAGAAACAAGGCGCCUAACAUUCGCAUUCAGGAUCAGAUGCAGGAUCAGGUCAGAACUUUGGACAGAAAUUUCUCGCGUAGCCAGUUCAACGGUAGCGCGCAGAACAAUACGACGGUGCCGAAUAUGUACGGUACGUAUAAUCGGGCGCAGGGAAGGCAAGAGAAGCCGACAGUGGCCACACUGAGCCAGGUACAGGGUAGCGAUCCUAAUCUGUAUGCUGUAACGGAACUCUAAUCGUAUGAUCGGAAAAGGGCGGAAGAGAGAGAGAGAGAGACUACGUGACAUCGUGAAGCGGAUCACUUCAACCGUCAUAAACGUCGUGAGGCACAUCGUGAAUAUUCGCAGCAUGCAGAGUAUACAGAGUAAGAGCGUCAACAUGUUACCAAGAGUCGUCUUUCAAUAGAGCUAGAAUCGUGCGAUUCGGAGUUCCUAUAAAAAAAAAGAAAUGGCAAACUGAUGAUCGUCGGGUUUGAUUUGCGAUAAAAGUGAGAGAAGUCGGGGGCGAAAAGAGAGAGAGAGAGAGAAAGAAAGAGUUUAGAAUACUGUGUGUACCAGGGAACUCUUAUGCUUAAGACACACACACAGACACUUUAUAUCCGAGAUUUUGUACUUGUAUAUCAUGUACAGUGAUCGUGGUAGGUCCUUCUUCUUCUUCUUCUGCGUUAUCGUCUUUCUCUGUUGUUGUUGCCCGCGUUCUACUUGGGUUGGAUUUGCGCAGAGCGUAAAGUGUGUCGUACAUCCAGCAAUAGACGGGACAUACGGGAUAUUUAAUGCAGUGCCACGUAUUUAUUGCUUGUCGAGCCGGAGAAGAGCUGCACGAACGAAUAAGCACAAACAAGCCUUUCUCACGACGGGAAGCUUUCUUUGGCCGUCGACAUCGAUCGUUUACAGAGAGAGAUACCACUCGCUUCAUUCAUUCUGAAAUUAAUUGAGCCGUUAAUUUCGUACGUUCUAUAUACUUAACUUAGGAGCUAGGGAUAUAUAUAUAUAUAUACGUAUUAAUACGAAUUGAAAGAAAUACCAAAAUACACAUAACGAGAUGGGAAUAGCGAGUUACGGUUUUUUAUAUAUACUUUUUACAUUUUAAUCUCUUUCUCGGAACUCGAUAUCCGCAAGGCGAAUCUACAUACGUUGACUUUUUCUGUGAGAUUUUGUACACUUUGUAAUGUGUAUGCGAAACGUAUACAUCUAGUUGCCGCACGAAUGACUGGUAAUUUUUACGAGAUUAUAUAUAUAUAUAUAUAUCGGCAAAUUGGCAGGUACUUGAUCGAUCGUACGAGGGUACACCCGCGACAUACUGCCAAUGCGCUCAGGCGAAUAUACUUUUUAAGUACAAAACCAUGGUGGUAGCACAGGUGUUACGUAGGUUUUUCAGUUUUUAUAUGAAGAACAGGCGUCUAAGUGGUAUCGGUAUGUGUGUGUGUGAGAGAGAGAGAGAGAGAGAGAGAGAGAGUGAGAGUGAGAGUGAGAAACGAUUGAGAAUAUAUUGGAAAAUAUUACUUCCAUACUAAGGCGGUACUUCGGUUGACAACGUACGAAGACGUACUAUCUAUCUAGAGGGAAAAACGGAAAAAUGAAUCUAUCGCAAAGGUUGAAUCUUAUUAUACUUUGUAAGGUGGCCGAGAGUGAAUUUUCUGCGGAGUGCAGUCUUCCUGAGACAUUCUACGUAAUAGAACUAGAGAUAUACUGGGUACCCGGCAAUUAUUCGGUAUACUCGUAAAAUCGGCUCUUAUAUCUCGUUGGCGUCGGUUGGCUGAAAACCGACGACGGACGGACAGUGGGACCGACGAAGGACGUGCAGAACAUGUGAUGAGAGAGAGAGAGAGAGAGAGAGAGGCAUUGGGUUUUUUUUUUCUCGCGGACUACAGGCGGAUUUUCUAAAGUUUUUUAAACGUAGCUUUCACAAGCACACAACGAUUCCGCUCGCGGGGAAUGUUGUUAGAAUCAUAUAUACAUUUGGAUCGUGGACACUGUUUAAUAAUAAUAGGAGGUUUGUUACACGCCUAGGAUAAGCACGUAAUUCAGUUCCGAUAUCGAGGAGCGACUCUGUGUGCCUGAAUAAUAGCCGGUCGGACGAAUGUUGUUUACUCGUGCAAGUAUUCAGCGUUCGGGUUGGCGAGUUGUCCCUUGAUUCCACGGACGUCCGAUUUCCAGUAUCCGGUACGUCUCUAAAGGUGCCUUUUCAUGCCGACGCUCGACGCUCAUUUCUAGCGUCAAAAUGGGUCACUUUGAUCGAGGUUGCUGUGUUGGAUGGUGAGAAAACGCGGCGAAAAGAAUACAGCAGCGUCGAAUUUCGAACAUUACGGCGCGUCACUCGCGCAUAGUUUCUCUCUGAAAAAAUAUGUCAUUCCGAGGUAGUGUAAUGUGGUUAUAAGAGAGAUCGUAUAGAAAAAAUAAUAGAAUAUAAUGAGCAAUAUAAGACAUUUGAAUGUCCGUAUUGGUGGUUUACGUGACGUGACGUAUCGACGAAGUAAUAUUAAACGCUAAAACUACCAAAGCGAUCAAAUGACCGGUUUGUAAUUUUUUCUUAUGAAAGUUAUCCGGUAUAAAUAUCUGGAUAAGGCGUAUUAAGAGAGUAUUAAUUUUAUUUAAUUUACGGUUGCCCCACGAUGUAUUUUCUAUCGAUAUGCACGUAAACUUGCAAUGAAGUAUAUUAAAUAUUGUGGCGAAACUGCAUUUCUGCAGUUAUCAUUUAUGCUGAUUCAACACAAAUUUGUAUUUGACGAAAUUCUCCCGUACACCAAAUUCCAAAAGCCAAUAGUCUUUGGUAUCACCUCGUCGGUGAGCGACGCCAGAAGUUGAAUAAAAUCCAACUUCUUUGUUUUUUUUAUGCUAACGUCAGAUUAAAAUCACGUGACCGCGUUCGACGCUGCUACGAACGUCUCAUGAAUUGGGCACCUUAAUUGAUAUUACCUAAAGAUUUGUGAGAGUUGGGAUUAUAGACUUUCGGCAAAAUUGCAAAAUGACUCUUUAUACUCGCAUCCGCAUAUAAUUCAGUAAGUCUGUAUAUAAACUGAUAACUCUUAAGAUUAUCGAGUAAACGUGAAGUGUGAUAAAUCGAAUCUAGAUGUUAUGCGAAUUUGUCAGCGAGAGAGAGAGAGAAAGAGAGAACAUUUUGUUAUUUCGGUUGACGGUCUGAUAUGACUUCGAACGCGUUGAAUCCCGAAAUAAGUGGAACGACAAAUCGUGCCAUUCCAAGUAACACUUGCAUUUAUCGCAAUUACUUUCCAGAGGUUUCUUAGGAUUUGUGUGUCUCUUGUAAAACGAUUAUAUAUAAUCGCAAAUAUCUCAAAUAUUACGAGGGAGGAGCGCGAAUAUAGAAACGGGGAACUUACUUGACCCAUUGUAAAUAAUUGUAAUAUUUAUUACCGAGCGCGACAGCUCAUAGACUAGUAGGGUAUAAUUAUAGUUUAGUUAAUUGCUAAUUUAAGUUCCGACGAUAAAUAGUAAAUAUAUAUAUAUAUAUAUAUGUACACGCGGCUUACCAACCGCGUGCGCGUAAGACGAAAUAAAUAUCGUUUUGUUCACUUCGGAGGUGAAGUACCCUAGUCAGUAUAUAAAGAGUUAUGUACAUUCAAGAUAGCAAAUGAAAGAAAGAUCUCUUGCCAAAUUUUUAACACGGCUCAAUUUUUAAAACGAAAAAAAAAAUAGAGAGAACCGCUCUUUCGUCUCGAAUAUUUGUAUAACGCGCAACACUAUUAAAUACCUAUGGAAAAGCUAUGUUAGUGCGUCAUCUCAUCAUCCAAAUAUAUGUUCUAGACUUAAGGAGAGGAAUUACUUAUUGAGAGAAAGUAUACAAAGACGGAUCCGACUUUAGUGUUUCUUUUUUUAAUGGAACGCGAGAUAUGCGCUGUAUUCGUCAUUAUGAAUACGUACUCGUACUUACUUCCCCCUUUUUUUUUCCUUCUUUCUCUCUGCGAAGAGUAGAAGAGAAUAGCUUUAUGUUUUAUCUUCCAAUUGUACGACAUAUAUUAAAUUUGCAUUGAGUAAAGGUUUGUUUGUCAAAAUCCA